GUUAAAACAGGGCUUCUUUCUAUUCCCCAACCUGCGAUCUGCGAACCUGCGAACGACAAUGGAGAAAUAGGGCUUCUUUCUAUUCUUUCUGAAGGUUGAGUGGAACAAAUCAACCGAAGAGGAAGAGGCGGAGGUGCUGAGGUAAUUGAAAUUAUCCGUAUUUGUUCUCUCUCGAAAGGAAAUAGUAGAAAUGUCUGCAUCUUCUACAUCUACUGGCAGAAAAAUUCCGAAUUUUACAUUCGAUUAUGAGCCGGUCGUGUAUUGUCAUUGUGGGAUGAAAGCAUCGUUGUGUACUGGAAGAGAGAGUGGAAAAAUGUUUUAUGGGUGUCCAAAUUGGAAGGUGGAAGGAUGUGGUUAUUUUGUAUGGAAGGAUGUAAUGGACGCAUACAGGAAUAGGAUUCAUGGUGAAGGAGUGUACCGAAAUACUAAUGAAAUGCACAAGAAGAUUUCUGAUCUUGCUCAGCAGAUGGCUAUUGUCCAGAAGGAUGUUAGAUGUGUUAGAGACCUACUUCUAAACAGUCAUGUGCUUGCUGAACAGAAGAUUGAAAAGAAGAAGAAAAAGAACAAGUAUAGGUCAUUAGGACAAUUUGGUUUUGGUUUCACCUUAGAUUGUAUUGCUAUGGUGUAUUUCAAUGCCAAUAAUGGUUUAUGCUCUUAUUAAAAGUUUCUUUUGUAAACAAUAGUUCAUGUCUAUGUGAACAUGCCUUGAUGGGCUCUUAUUUCAGAUUUGUUAUUUAAGCUUUAAUACUU
Cuscuta europaea is the source of this 750-nucleotide messenger RNA. NCBI's taxonomy places the organism in Eukaryota, Viridiplantae, Streptophyta, Magnoliopsida, Solanales, Convolvulaceae. The record is from the annotation of a GenBank genome assembly.